AUGUUCCUUUUCCGUGACGAAAGAACCAAGUACGCUCCCGUCAGGGACGCCGAUCUGGACGGAGUACCAUUGGAAGACGGCCCAAGUCUUGUUCGAUCAACCAAAAAAUUUGGCUUGCGGGAGGUGCUGGCCAUCAGCCUCCUGACUGCAUUCAUUUCCAGCGUUCUCGCCAUCGGUGCGACAUUUGCCAUGAGCACUCUUUCCCGACCAGCCAGCAGUGACGGAGACACCUCUAAGACCCUGGACUGUGGCCACAGUGUCGCCGAAGCCCGGGACAAAGGCUGCACAUUUGACCCGCUCACUGUGGCCUGGCUCCCUGCAGAGUGCCCGCGAGACGGUGCUGAUGAAUUCGUCGCUGCAGCAAAUCCAUCCUGGCGCUACUGGCACGACCGACAAAUGGAGAUCACUGGAGGAUACGACAACUUGUCCAGCAUCGGUGGAGAUGGAGUCUACUGGACCACCACCGCGGAGCACUGGACGCACUGCGUCUUCAUGUUGUGGAGGGUGCACGCCGCCCUCGCACGCGGCAGGAGGGUAGAUUGGAUGACGGCGAACCAGACACACAGCCACCACUGUCUGAUGAUGUUGUUGGAGGCCACGAAGAUGGUUCCGCGGCGGGACGAGAUCCACACGUACGGCUACGUCAGGUUCGGCUCGUGCUGA
This is a messenger RNA of Fonsecaea erecta, 663 nucleotides long. RefSeq lists its product as hypothetical. The transcript has 2 exons. NCBI's taxonomy places the organism in Eukaryota, Fungi, Ascomycota, Eurotiomycetes, Chaetothyriales, Herpotrichiellaceae. The record is from RefSeq and is a predicted model, not a curated record. Bases 1 to 663 code for a protein of 220 amino acids.